GCUUCAAUGCGGCUCUACCAACGACCAUCUCACGGCUAUCACCGAUUCACCGCAGCUGUAGGAGGAAAGAGAAAGACCGAGAUCGAAGGAGCGCACGAUUUCAAUAACCAGAAAAAUAUAAAGGAAGAAGAGAACAAAAAGGAAAUCACAAAAUUAAAGUACCACACACUCACAACAACAACAACAACAAAAGACGGUUGUUUAUUGCAUCUCUACAUUUUUCUCCCAUCUUUCUCUCUUUCCAUUUUUCACUAAGCUACGCCAUUUUUUUUUGUUCUCGUUCUGCAAAUGUAAUUUCUUAGGGUUUACCUGUAAAUUCUUCUCUCAUUGGUGUAGCGUUUCCAGAAUAUUCGAUUUUGCGGCUGAAAUUUGAUGACAUGUUCAUAGUUUGAUCGCUGAUUUCGUCGUCGAUUGGUCAGGAGUCACCAUGUUUGAAGCGCAUGUACUGCAGUUGCUUAAAAGAUAUUUAGGCGAAUAUGUCCAUGGACUUUCCUUAGAGGCUUUAAGAGUCAGCGUUUGGAAAGGUGAUGUUGUUCUUAAAGAUUUAAAGUUGAAGGCAGAAGCGUUGAACUCGCUUAAGCUUCCUGUUACGGUAAAAGCUGGUUUCAUUGGCACCAUUACACUAAAGGUUCCUUGGAAAAGCCUUGGCAAAGAACCUGUGAUUGUUCUUAUCGAUCGUGUAUUUGUUCUUGCUUAUCCAGCACCUGAUGGACGGACACUCAAGGAAGAGGACAGAGAUAGACUCUUUCAAGAUAAACUUCAUCAGAUUGAGGAAACUGAGGCAGCAACUCUUGAAGCAAUGUCUAGGUCAAAGCUUGGAAGUCAAGCUUCAGGAAAUUCUUGGCUUGGCUCUCUUAUAGCCACCAUCAUUGGAAAUCUUAAAAUCACAAUUAGCAAUGUUCAUAUCAGAUAUGAGGAUACUGUAAGUAAUUGUGGACAUCCUUUUGCUUGCGGUGUUACCUUGGCAAAACUUGCUGCUGUUACAAUGGAUGCCCAAGGGAAUGAGACCUUUGAUACAAGUGGUGCUCUGGAUAAAUUGCGCAAGUCUUUGCAGCUUGAAAGAUUUGCUAUAUAUCAUGAUUCUGACAAACCUCCUUGGAAGAUUGAUGAAAAUUGGCAAGAUAUUAGUCCAAGCAAGUGGAUCGAGAUAUUUGAAGAGGGUGUCAAUGAACCAGCAUCAAAACCUGAUUUUGGCUCGUCAUGGGCAUCAAACCGCACAUAUUUAGUUGCGCCUAUCAAUGGCGUGCUUAGAUACCACCGGCUUGGGAGUCAGGAAAGAAACAAUCCAGAGGUUCCUUUUGAGAAAGCUUCACUUUUCUUGAAUGAUGUUUCCUUAGCUGUCACAGAGGCGCAAUAUUAUGAUUGGAUAAAACUUUUGGAGGUCAUUUCCAGGUAUAGAAUUAAUGUAGAAGUUUUACAUUUGAGGCCUGGCGUACCAGUUUCAGAUGGACCUCAUUUGUGGUGGCAAUAUGCCGCCCAAGCAGCUUUGCAGCAAAGAAGAAUGUGCUGUUCCUUUUCAUGGGAACGUAUCCAGCAUCUUUGCCAGCUGCGUCGACGUUACAUUCUGGUAUAUGCUAAUUUUUUGCAACAAUUACCCGAUGCGGAUAACGAAGAGUUGCGGAAGAUUGAAAAGGACCUUGACUCAAAAGUGAUUCUUUUAUGGAGGUUACUUGCUCAUGCCAAAGUUGAAUCUGCAAAGUCGAAAGAAGCCGCUGUGCAGAAGAAGCUUGGGAAAAAAAGCUGGUUUUCUCUUAACUGGCGUUCUUCACCUGAAGAUGUUGCUAUUUCAGAUGAUUCAGAUGUGUCAGAGUUGACACAGGAAAAGUUGACAAAAGAAGAGUGGCAGGCAAUAAAUAAUCUUUUAAGUUAUCAGCCUGAUGGAGAACUUUCUUUGUAUUCGGGAAAGGAUGGACAGAAUAUGGUACAGUUCCUUGUAGAUGUAUCCAUAGGUCAGGCUGCUGCAAAAAUUAUCGAUAUACAUGGCACAGAGGUUCUCUGUGGUAGAUUCGAGCUACUUAAUGUGUCAACCAAACUCAAACCUAGGAGCACCUGUUGUGAUUUGUCGUUGAGAUUCUAUGGUUUGUAUGCUCCAGAAGGCUCCCUUGCCCAGAGUGUUUGCAGUGAAGAAAAGGAGAAUGCAUUGGUUGCUAGUUUUGUGCGAUCACCAGUUGGGGAGAAUGUAGACUGGAAGCUUUCUGCCACCAUGUGUCCUUGCCAUGUCACGAUUUUGAUGGAAAGUUAUGAACGUUUGAUGGAGUUUCUUAAGAGGAGUAACGCAGUUAGUCCUACUGUCGCUAUGGAGACUGCCACAGCAUUACAGAUGAAGUUUGAGAAGGUUACACGUAAAGCUCAGGAGCAAUUUCAAAUGGUUUUGGAGGAACAGAGCAGGUUUGCUCUUGAUGUUGAUUUUGAUGCUCCAAAAGUUAGAGUGCCCAUCCGUACGCGGGGUUCAUCUAAAAUCGAUAGUCAUUUUCUUCUUGAUUUUGGUCAUUUCACCCUAAGAACGAAGGAAGGUCAACAUGAUGAUGAUCAGUCAUUAUACUCCCGCUUCUACAUCUCAGGGAGAGAUAUUGCUGCUUUCUUUACAGACUGCGGAUCUGAUAGCAAUGAUUGUUCAUUGUUUGCUCGCCCAGGAGAUUGUCAUCCCUCUGGAACUCCAUUGGAAGGCGCUGACAAUAACUCUUCUUUGGUUGAUAGGUGUGGAAUGGCAGUGAUCGUUGACCAGAUAAAGGUACCUCAUCCAAAAUUUCCAUCUACACGCAUUUCGGUCCAAGUGCCAAAUUUGGGGAUUCAUAUCUCACCAGCCAGGUACUGCAGACUUAUGGAAUUGUUAAACAUAUUCUAUAGUACAUUGCAAAGCAGUGCGCAUCCUGUGGAUGAGGUCUUCGAACCUGAACUUUCCCCUUGGAAGCAGGCAGAUAUGGCAAUGGAAGUGAGAAUUCUGGUUUGGAAGGGAAUUGGAAAUUCUGUUGCAGCAUGGCAACCUUCUUAUGUUGCUUUAUCAGGGUUUCAUCUUUAUGUUCUUGAGUCUGAAUGGGCACCCUGCUACCAACGCUGCACUAGUAUGGCUGGGAAACAAGUGUUUGAGGUUCCUCCUGCUAGUGUUGGUGGAUCACUUUUUUCUAUUGCUAUCUGUUUGAGAGGCAUGGAUAUCCAAAAGGCUCUCGAAUCCUCUGCUACAUUGAUUAUAGAGUUUCAGAAUGAGGAUGACAAAUAUAUUUGGCUGAAAGGGCUUGUAAAGGCUACAUACCAAGCAUCUGCUCCAUUAUCCGAUCGUCUCCUUGGAGAUUCCAGUUACAGUGGAGAUGGUACGGUUGAUGAUCAGAUUGCUAAUUCUAAGGCUGUUGAUCUUGUUAUUAAUGGAACCGUGGUGGAGACCAAAUUAUUUAUAUAUGGAAAGUGUGGAGAAGAGGAAAGCGAGAGGCAUGAGGAGACCCUUAUUGUUGAUCUUAUUGCUGGUGGAGGAAAGGUGCAUGUUAUCCUGUCUGAAGGGAACUUAACGGUCAAGAUGAAGCUUAAUUCUUUAAAAAUUAAGGAUGAGUUGCGAAGUCGUUUGGCAACAAAUCCGCAGUAUCUGGCUUAUUCAGUUGUGAUAAAUGAUCAAAUACUUUCUUCACCUUCUUCAGUCAAUCUUCAAGCUAGUCAGUCUCUUCCAUAUCUAGGGGAGGAAGAAGAUAUAUUCAGAGAUGCUUUGCCAGAGUUUACUCCUGCACCAGAUAUUGCACAAAACUUAGAAAAUUUUGAAGCCAAUCCUGAGGCUUUUCUCUCUAAACAGGAGUUUGGGAAAGGAAGAGGAUCCUCAUCAGAAAUAUUCUAUGAGGCACUUGGAAGUGAUAACUCAGAUUUUGUCUCGGUUGUAUUUAUGACCAAGGAUCCUAGCUCUCCUGAAUACGAUGGUAUAGACACACAGAUGAAUAUAUGUAUGUCCAAGCUGGAAUUCUUUUGUAACAGGCCUACACUAGUUGCUUUGAUUCAAUUUGGUUUGGAUACGAGUUCCUUAAGUUUUGAAGAAAGUAGUAAAGGUGCAGCAAUGGCUUCUGAGGACAUAGAAGUUACAAAAAGACCCAAAAAGCCUGAUGAUGGUGAUGUUUUUGUCAAGGGUUUGCUGGGAUAUGGUAAAGGACGAGUUGUGUUUAAGUUGAACAUGGACGUGGAUAACGUUACUGUGUUUCUGAACCAGGAGGAUGGUACUCAAUUUGCUAUGUUUAUUCAAGAAAGUUUUAUUUUGGAUCUCAAGGUCCAUCCAUGUUCUCUCUCCAUUGAGGGCACACUGGGUAACUUGAGGCUUCGUGAUAUGUCUCUUGGUGACGAACACUGUUGGAAUUGGCUUUGUGACAUUCGCAAUCCAGGUGCUGAAUCACUUAUUAAGUUCGCAUUUAAAUCUUACAGUGCUGAAGAUGAUGACUAUGAAGGAUAUGAUUAUAGCCUUACUGGUCAUCUAUCUGCUGUUCGAAUAGUUUUUCUGUACAGAUUUAUCCGAGAGAUAACAGUGUAUUUCAUGGAACUUGCAACACCCCAUAAAGAGGAAGUUAUUAAGUUGGCUGAUAAAGUUGGUGGUUUUGAGUGGAUGAUUCAAAAGUAUGAGAUUGAUGGAGCCACCGCUGUGAAGCUGGAUCUUUCACUGGAUACUCCAAUUAUAAUAAUCCCAAAGCAUUCUAUGAGCAAAGAUUUUAUGCAACUGGACUUAGGUCAGCUACAAAUAAGAAAUGAAUUUAGCUGGCACGGAUGCCCUGAGAAUGAUCCUGCUGCUGUCCACCUUGAUGUUCUUCGUGCUGAGGUCCUAGGGAUCAACCUAGCUGUGGGAAUUGAUGGUUCUGUUGGAAGACCAAUGAUGCGUGAAGGUCGUGGACUUGUUAUCUGUGUCCGUCGUAGUUUGAGGGAUGUUUUCCGAAAGGUUCCCACUCACACUAUAGAAGUUCAGGUUGAUUCAUUGCAUGGUGUCAUGUCAGACAAAGAGUAUAAUGUCAUAUUGAACUGUGCUUAUACAAAUAUGUCCGAGGAACCAAGACUUCCUCCGAGUUUUCGUCUGAGCAAGUCUGAUUCACAAGAUACAAUGAAAAUGCUGGUUGAUAGGGUCAAUACGAAUAGUCAAAACUUUCUAUCCCGUACGGUAUCCAUUGUGGCUGUUGAGAUCAACUAUGCUUUGCUAGAAUUGUGCAGUGGAAUCCAUGAAGAAUCAACCUUGGCUCAUAUCAGUUUAGAAGGUCUUUGGGUGUCGUACAGAAUGACUUCUUUGUCUGAAGCGGAUCUUUAUGUCACUAUCCCCAAAUUCUCUAUUGUGGAUGUUCGUCCUGAUGCAAAACCUGAAAUGCGGCUGAUGCUAGGGUCGUCGUCAGAUGUCUGUAAACAGGCUUCUGCUUCUGGAAAUGUUCCAUCGAGUCUCUCUUCUGCCACUGAUAUGCCAACAUCAACAAUGUUUCUAUUGGACUAUAGAUGGAGAGCAACAUCUCAAUCAUCAGUAUUGCGGGUACAGCAACCAAGAGUUUUGGUUGUACCGGAUUUCCUUAUUGCUGUGGCCGAAUUUUUUGUUCCAUCUUUAGGAAGUAUAACGGGAAGGGAGGAAUCGAUGGAUCCAAAUAAUGAUCCGAUCCGUAAAAGCCACAGCAUUGUACUUCAAUCUGCUGUUUAUAAGCAGCAAGAAGAGUUCGUUCAACUGUCCCCAAGUCGACAAUUGAUUGCAGAUGCUCCAGGGAUUGAUGAAUAUUUAUAUGAUGGCUCUGGUAGGACAUUGUGUUUGAUAGAGGAUACUGAUUUGAAGGAAAGUCAUACGUCAAGAUUCCAGCCUAUUAUUAUUAUUGGUUGCGGAAAGAGGUUGCGGUUUGUGAAUGUUAAAAUUGAGAAUGGAUCCCUCUUGAGGAAAUAUACAUAUUUGAGUAAUGACAGCAGCUAUUCAGCAUCUCCAGAGGACGGUGUUGAGAUUAAGUUUCUUGACAAUAAUUUGUCUGAUGAGAUCAAUGAUCUUCAUUAUGCUGAUGAAUCAGCUAAUCUAUUAGACUCUUCUACUUGUCGAGAUGGUGGAUCUAAGUCUGUCCAAAACUUUACCUUUGAGGCUCAGGUUGUCUCUCCUGAACUGACUUUCUAUGAUGGCACUAAGUCCUCUCUGGAUGAUUCCCCGUAUAGCGAGAAGCUAGUCCGAGCAAAAUUUGAUCUAAGCUUCAUGUAUGCAUCACAGGAAGAUGGUACAUGGAUUCGUGCACUUUUGAAAGACUUAACGAUCGAGGCUGGAUCAGGACUCGUCGUUCUUAGUCCUGUGGAUAUUUUAGGAGGUUAUACGUCUGUGAAGGAAAAAACCAAUAUGUCUCUGUCAUCCACGGAUAUACACUUACAUCUUUCUCUUAGUGUCAUAUCCCUCUUACUUAACCUCCAAAAUCAGGUGGCUGAUGCACUGCAGUUUGGAGAUGCUAAUCCUCUGACAUCCUGCACUAAUUUUGAACGUAUAUGGGUUUCACCAAAAGAGAAUGGAUCUCAGUGCAACAUCACAUUUUGGAGGCCUCGUGCUCCUUCUAAUUAUGUCAUUCUAGGAGACUGUGUGACAUCAAGGUCCAUUCCUCCUUCACAGGCAAUGAUGGCAGUGUGUAAUGCUUAUGGACGUGUAAGGAAACCGUUGGGUUUCAAAUUGAUUGGAUUGCUUUCUGAAAUUUUAGAAAUCGAUAGAACUGAAGAUACUGCUGGUGCAAAAAGUGAAUGUUCUCUAUGGUUUCCAAUUGCACCACCAGGAUACAUAGCAGUAGGUUGUGCAGUUAAUAUAGGAGACCAGCCCCCUCCAAAUCAUGUUGUUUACUGCGUACGAGCUGAUCUUGUAACAUCUACUGCAUAUUCAGAAUGUUUGUUUUAUUUGUCAUCCAAUUCUUGUUUCCCAGCUGGUUUUAGCAUCUGGCGUCUAGAUAACAUUCUUGGCUCUUUCUAUUCCCAUACUUCUGCUGGCUGUCCUUCCAAAGAAACCUGCUAUGACCUGAUUCCUUGUCUUAAAUGGAGGGCAUACCGGCAUCAUCCUUCGUUUUCAAAGCCUGCCUCAAAGCUCUGCCAUGAAGAUGAACCUGCAGUUUCUCAGGGAAUUAGGCAAAGUUCAAGCUCCAGUGGGUGGGACAUCCUGAGAUCUCGUGUAUCACACAAAUGUUUCAUGUCUGUUCCAAACUUCGAAAGGAUCUGGUGGGACAAGGGUGGAGAAUUUCGUCGGACAGUGUCCAUAUGGAGGCCUAUUCCUCGGCCUGGUUAUGCCGUUUUGGGUGAUUGUAUAACAGACGGGUUGGAGCCACCUACACUUGGCAUUAUCUUCUUAGCUGAUAAUCCAGAAAUCUCCGCAAAGCCUGUGAAAUUCACUAAAGUUUCUCAGAUAUUUGGAAAAGGUGUGGAUGAAGCCUUUUUCUGGUAUCCAGUUGCUCCCCCAGGUUAUGCUGCAAUGGGAUGCGUUGUCACUAGAACAGAUGAGCCACCAAGAAUUGGAUCAUUUUGCUGUCCCAGAAUAGAUCUUGUUGGUGCAGCCAGUAUUAUUGAGGUGCCUGUGGCCAGAUCUUCAAGCUUAAAGGCAUCUCAGUGCUGGAGUAUAUGGAAAGUUGAUAAUCAGGCUUCCACAUUCCUGGCCCGCUCCGACCUGAAAAAGCCAUCAAGUCGCUUGGCGCUCUCUAUUGGAGAUUCUGUGAAGCCAAAGGCACGAGAAAAUGUGACAUCUGAGAUGAAGCUAGGGUGUUUUUCCCUAACCAUUCUUGAUAGCUUGGGAGGAAUGAUGACACCUUUUUUUGACAUGACAUUCAACAAUAUUAAGCUUGUAGCCCAUGGCCGGUUCGAAGUAAUGAGUUCAGUUCUUAUUUGUUCAAUGGCUGCAUCAACUUUUAAUACACAGUUGGAGGCUUGGGAACCACUUGUGGAGCCAUUUGAUGGAAUCUUCAAGUUUGACACUUAUGAUACCAGUACUCAUCAAACUCCUGGACUUGGAAAGACACUGCGCAUUGCUGCAACUACUAUCCUAAAUCUUAAUGUCAGUGCUGCCAACCUUGAUACUUUUGCAGAGGCUGUUGUUUCUUGGAAAAGGCAGAGAGAACUCGAGCAGAAAGUAUCUAAGUUAAAUGAGGAAUCUGUUCUUCAUCGGAGUCGCGAAGAUGAUUCAACUCUUUCUGCAUUAGAUGAAGAUGAUAUCCAGACUAUAGUCGUUGAAAAUAAGCUUGGAUGUGAUGUUUAUGUCAAGAAGGUUGAGCAAAACUCCAAUACAGUUGAAGUUUUACAUGAUGAUGGAUCCACUACUGUCUGGCUUCCACCUCCUAGGCUUUCAGAUAGUUUGAAUGUCACUGUCAAAAAUGGGGAAGCGCGUUAUUACGUCGCUGUCAGAGUUUUAGAGGCAAAGGACAUACCCAUUGUUGAUGAUGGCAAUAGCCAUAACUUUUUCUGUGCUCUGCGUCUUGUGGUGGACAACCCACCAACUGAUCAACAGAAGUUCUUCCCUCAAAGCGCGCGAACUAAAUGUGUUAGGCCGUUGAUAACAAAAACUCUGGAUGCUGAUCUGGGCGCUGCCAAGUGGGAUGAGCUUUUCAUUUUUGAAGUUCCUCAAAAGGGUACUGCUACACUGGAAGCAGAAGUUACCAACCUUGCUGCGAAAGCCGGAAAAGGUGAAGUUGUUGGAGCAUCAUCCUUUCCUGCCGGACAUGGCAUUAGUACUCUUACAAAGAUAGCUUCGUCAAGGAUGUUGCAUCAGCAACAUGCUUCUAAAAAUAUAGCGUCAUAUCCACUGAGGAGAAGGGAUCAAGAAGAAAACGAGCAAGACUUGAUGAAUAUUGGGUCCCUGCUGGUUUCUACGUCUUAUUUUGAGCGAAGGCUGGCUGUAGAUUUGCAGAAGGAUAAACACAACAACAAUGAAGUUGACUCUGAUGUGGGUUUCUGGAUUGGACUUCACCCUGGUGGUCCUUGGGAGAGCUUUCGGUCCUUUCUUCCACUAUCUGUUUUUCCAAAAAGUUUGGAGGACAAUCUUCUUGCAAUGGAAGUCAUCACAAGAAACGGGAAAAAGCAUGCUAUUUUUAGAGGUCUUGCAACUGUUGUAAAUGAGACCAAUGUUAAAUUAGAGUUGUCUCUGUGUCCUUUAUCUAUGAUUGAUUCAAGGACGGGAGAUUCUCGUCAAGGAAUGGGGAAUAAUGUGGCAUUAGAUCCUGGAUCAAACUAUAUUCUACCUUGGAGAUGCAUAUCCAAGGGUUCUGAGGAAUGUCUUCGUGUUCGUCCUUACUUUGAUUUAUCUGGCUCAUCUUACUCUUGGGGUCUUACCGCUAGUCUAGGUUUUCCCUUUACUGGUGGAAAGGAGCAACGCACUGCAGACCAGGGUUUGCUCUCUAGACAGAGUGCAAUGAAGCUAGAUGAACUUGAGAAAAAAGAUGUCCUGUUAUGUUGCAUACCGAGCGCGCAAAAUCAACAGUUCUGGCUUAGUGUUGGUACAGAUGCAUCAGUUCAUCAUACAGACCUGAAUGCACCUGUUUAUGAUUGGAAAAUUUCCAUAAAUUCCCCACUUAAGUUGGAGAAUCGACUUCCUUGUCCAGCUGAAUUCUCAAUCUGGCAGAGGACAAAAGAUGACAAGAUUAUUGAGCUGCAGCAGGGUAAAAUUUUGUCCAGGAAAAGUGCUGAUAUAUAUGCUGCGGAUCUUAGGAAACCCGUAUAUCUUUCCUUGUUUGUUCAGGGUGGGUGGACUAUGGAGAAGGAAUCUGUUCUCAUUUUCGAUCUCUCCUCUAAUGAUCUUGUUUCUUCAUUUUGGAUGGUUCACCAGCACUCCAGAAGGAGGCUGCGAGUGAGCAUUGAGCGCGACUUGGGAGGCACCAUUGCAGCGCCCAAAUUCAUCAGAUUGUUUGUGCCUUACUGGAUUGUUAAUGAUUCUUCUCUGCCUCUGGCAUAUCGGAUAGUGGAGAUCGAGCCUAUUGAUAAUGGAGACAGUAGCAUUUUUAAAUCUACGAAACAUUCUGCCCCCAGGAAGAAUGUGCAGGUCUUGGAUGUGAUUGCGGAUACUAGCCCCUUACCUAGCAUGCUGUCCCCCCAAGAUUACGUUGGACGUGGCAAUGUUCAUCUCUUCACAUCUCGUAACGAUACAUACCUGUCCCCUAAAGUCGGGAUUGCUCUAGCUAUGUAUGAUUCUGAAAAUUACAGUCCUGGUAUUUCACUUGUUGAGCUUGAGAAAAAGGGGAGAGUUGAUGUUACAGCCUUUUGCUCAGAGGGAUCUUACUAUAAGUUUUCAGCACAGCUCAACAUGACUUCAGAUAGAACAAAGGUUAUUCGUUUUCAGCCACACACCUUGUGUAUAAAUAGAUUAGGUUUUAGUGUGUAUGUUCAGCAGCAUCAUGCUACAUCUAUGGACCACAUUCGCCCCACAGAUCCUCCAAAAGUCAUCCGAUGGCACUCUUCUUCUAAAAUUGAAAUGUUAAAGCUGCGGGUGGAUGGCUAUAAGUGGAGCAGACCAUUCAGUGUUGGGUCGGAAGGAAUGAUGUCCAUUGUUCUGGAAAGUGAUUCAGGCAGCAGGGAGCUGAUUAUAAGGGUAGCAGUGAGAAGUGGUACUGGAAAUUCACGUUAUGAAGUUAUUUUCCGUCCAAAUUCACUGUCGAGUCCAUACAGGAUUGAGAACCGCUCUAUGUUUUUUCCCAUUCACUUUCGCCAAGUUGAUGGAGCGAGUGAUUCAUGGAGGUGUCUUUCUGCAAAUGCAGCCGCCUCAUAUUUAUGGGAAGAUGUUGGAAGGCGGCAAUUGUUAGAGAUAUUUGUAGAUGGAUCUGAUCCACAGAGAGCAGUUAAAUACAACAUUGAUGAGGUAUUUGAUCACCAGCCCAUGAAUGUUGGAGGUGGACCUACCAGAGCUAUAUGUGUGGCCAUUGUUAGAGAAGAGAAGAUGAAUGUGGUUAAAAUUAGUGAUUGGAUGCCUCAAGAUGACCCUGUACCAGGUGUGCAGAAAAGAAUUCCAUCAUCUGUAUCACCCCUUCCUAGUGCAGAACCAGAGAAUGAGUAUCCUUCAUCUACCUCGAGUGCCGAAUUCCAUGUAGUUGUUGAGCUUUCAGAGCUUGGUUUGUCCGUUAUUGACCACACACCAGAAGAGAUACUUUAUUUGUCUGUGCAAAAUCUUCUUCUGUCACAUUCUACAGGCUUGGGCUCUGGGACUAGUAGAUUCAAAUUGAAAAUGCGUGGACUUCAAGUGGAUAAUCAGCUUCCAUUGACUCCCAUGCCAGUGCUUUUUAGACCACAGAAAGUCAGAGAGGAGAUUGACUAUAUCUUGAAAUUCUCUGUGACGUCACAAUCAAAUGGGUCACUGGAUUUGUGUGUCUAUCCUUAUAUAGGGUUCCAUGGACCUGACAACUCUACCUUUUUAAUAAAUGUUCACGAGCCAAUCAUAUGGCGCCUCCAUGAGAUGAUUCAACAGAUUAACCUGAAUAGGUUAAAUGCUGCAGAGACAAAUGCUGUUUCUAUUGAUCGGAUUAUGCAAAUUGGAGUUCUUGACAUCUCAGAAGUACGACUGAAGGUAUCAAUGGUUAUGUCACCAACUCAGCGACCAAAGGGUGUGCUUGGUUUCUGGGCAUCCUUGAUGACGGCAUUGGGGAAUAUGGAAAAUAUGCCAGUGAGGAUACACCAGAGGUUUGUGGAAAAUGUUUCUAUGCGACAAAGUGCUAUUAUCAGUAAUGCUACCUCAAAUGUACAAAAGGAUCUUCUUAGCCAACCUCUACAGCUGCUUUCUGGCGUGGAUAUUCUUGGGAAUGCAAGCAGUGCACUUGAACACAUGAGUAAAGGUGCUGCAGCUAUAUCAAUGGAUAAGAAAUUUAUCCAGAGCCGACAAAGACAGGAGAAAGUGGGUGACUUUGGUGAUGUUGUCCGAGAAGGAGGUGGAGCACUUGCAAAAAGCCUAUUCAGAGGAGUAACAGGAAUGUUCACAAAGCCUCUUGAGGGUGCAAAAUCAUCUGGUGUUGAGGGUUUUGUUCAGGGUGUUGGAAAAGGAUUAAUAGGUGUUGCUGCUCAACCAGUAAGUGGAGUGCUGGAUCUUUUGUCAAAAACUACUGAGGGUGCCAAUGCAAUGAGAAUGAAGAUACAGGCUGCUCUAACUUCUGAAGAACAACUCCUACGGAGGAGAAUGCCGCGUGUAGUUAGUGGUGAUAACCUGCUUCGACCUUAUGAUGAGUAUAAAGCACAAGGACAGGUCAUUCUACAACUGGCAGAAUCAGGAUCUUUUCUUCGCCAGGUAGAUUUGUUCAAAGUGCGUGGAAAAUUCGCUUUAUCAGAUGCCUAUGAAGAUCAUUUUAUGCUGCCUAAAGGAAAAAUCUUUAUAGUCACCCAUCGUAGAGCUGUACUUCUGGAACAACCGUCGAACAUUAUUUCACAUCAAAGAAAAUUCAGCGCAGCCAAAGAUCCAUGUUCAAUUUUGUGGGAUGUUCUAUGGGAUGACCUGGUAACUAUGGAAUUGACCCAUGGAAAGAAAGACCAACCCAAUGCUCCACCUUCACGUGUCAUUCUAUACCUACAAAGCAAGUCAUUAGAGACCAAGGAUCAAGUUCGUAUUGUUAAGUGCAACCGCGAUUCUAAUCAAUCUUUUAAGGUUUAUGCUGCAAUUGAGCAAGCCAUGAGCACCUACGGACCUAACCAGUCAAAGGGACCCCUAAAAAGGGUUACAAGACCUUAUUCCCCAAUGGCUGAUAAUGCAAAUGGAGAUCCAGUGCCCAAGGAAGGGAUUAGUGUGUGGUCUCCGGGACAAUUUCCAGCCUCAGUUCCUACAAGGUCAUUAUUUGGCCGCAGCCCUAGCUAAGAACAAGCUGCCAUGGAGCCUGAUUUUUCCUACCUGACAAUCAUGCACCAUCUGUAUGUAAAAUCAUCUGGGGCAAUGCUAUGAUGCUUUGUACAUUCACUUCCGUUCCAGAAAGAUUUAAAGGUAUAUAGGAGAUUCUGCUACGAAGAGUCUCCAAUGUGAGGUUAAGUUGCCUGAUGUCUAAGAAGGGUGCUUUAUUGAUCCCUUCCUGAAAACAUCAAGCCAUCUGUACAUAAUACGAUGAGGAGUCUCGUGUACAUGAACUGCAUAUGCUUCUGCUAUAAGUUAUUUUGAGCUCCAUAGCUUUUUUAUCUAUACAUCCAUAGUACACCUCAAAUGUAAAUUCACCUGUAGAAUCAAUGUUAUUCUUCACACUGGCUUGUUCACUUUGUAAUGAGCUAACGAGCCCAUUUUCACUUGCCUAAUUGGAAAGGAAAUGAAUUUUGUUCUGAUCUA
Molecule: messenger RNA, 13195 nt
Organism: Spinacia oleracea (spinach)
Lineage: Eukaryota; Viridiplantae; Streptophyta; Magnoliopsida; Caryophyllales; Amaranthaceae
Exons: 63
Coding region: 428-12739 (4103 amino acids)
Source: RefSeq, a predicted model, not a curated record